UGUGCCUCGUUUUGCGCAGGCGUAAUGGGCGGAGAAAAGGUCUGGUCCCAGGAUUGGUAGCGCAGGCGCAGGGAAGGAUCCGUUUUGGCGGGCGGUUGGCGUUGCGCAGAAGACGGCGGCAGCGGUGGCUUGUGGUCCGGCUCUCAUCACAGAGGAACAGAGAAGACAUUAGCGUGAGAGAUCGGUCUCGAUCCCGGGAACCUAGUGGCCUUAGUCCUUCAGGUGGAACAGCGUGCGACAUGGGAAAGAAAACCAAGCGAACAGCUGACAGUUCUUCUUCAGAGGAUGAGGAGGAAUACGUCGUGGAGAAGGUGCUAGAUAGGCGUGUGGUUAAGGGGCAAGUGGAAUAUCUACUGAAGUGGAAAGGCUUUUCUGAGGAGCACAAUACUUGGGAACCUGAGAAAAAUUUGGAUUGCCCUGAGCUAAUUUCUGAGUUUAUGAAAAAGUAUAAGAAGAUGAAGGAGGGUGAAAAUAACAAACCCAGGGAGAAGUCAGAAACUAACAAGAGGAAAUCCAGUUUCUCGAACAGUACUGAUGAUAUCAAAUCCAAAAAAAAGAGAGAGCAAAGCAAUGAUAUUGCUCGGGGCUUUGAGAGAGGACUGGAACCAGAAAAGAUCAUUGGGGCGACAGAUUCCUGUGGCGAUUUAAUGUUCCUAAUGAAAUGGAAAGACACAGAUGAAGCAGACCUGGUUCUUGCAAAAGAAGCUAAUGUAAAAUGUCCACAGAUUGUGAUAGCAUUUUAUGAAGAGAGACUGACGUGGCAUGCAUAUCCUGAGGAUGCGGAAAACAAAGAGAAAGAAACAGCAAAGAGCUAAAGAAGGGGGUGGUCUCUGUCAUUUCUCUUUGUACAUAAUACAUUCACUUCCCUGCC
Messenger RNA from Eptesicus fuscus (big brown bat), 871 nucleotides. RefSeq names its product chromobox 5 (gene CBX5). The transcript has 5 exons. Gene Ontology annotation, molecular function: chromatin binding. The record is from RefSeq and is a predicted model, not a curated record. The coding region runs from base 240 to 815 and encodes 191 amino acids. Gene Ontology annotation, cellular component: nucleus; pericentric heterochromatin. Gene Ontology annotation, biological process: negative regulation of transcription by RNA polymerase II; chromatin organization. Lineage: Eukaryota; Metazoa; Chordata; Mammalia; Chiroptera; Vespertilionidae.